This is a messenger RNA of Pararge aegeria (speckled wood butterfly), 2562 nucleotides long. RefSeq lists its product as uncharacterized. Gene Ontology annotation, molecular function: actin filament binding. Gene Ontology annotation, cellular component: actin cytoskeleton; plasma membrane. The transcript has 17 exons. NCBI's taxonomy places the organism in Eukaryota, Metazoa, Arthropoda, Insecta, Lepidoptera, Nymphalidae. The record is from RefSeq and is a predicted model, not a curated record. The coding region runs from base 180 to 2120 and encodes 646 amino acids. Gene Ontology annotation, biological process: actin filament bundle assembly.
CUUUUUCAAAAAUUAAAAUAAAAAGUUUCAGUUUGACAUUUAUAAUACGGGGUAAAAACUUGCAACACCCAAUUCGAAAGUUUGACAGAUCGCGGUUGAAAAGUGUACGCAGUGAACGUGUGUGAAGUUUAAAACUAAGUUUAAAUUUUAUGUAGUGAUUUAUUUUAUGAAAAAUAGCAAUGGCUGCCACUGUGGAGGCGUCCCAGUCCCUCAUGCAAUCAGAGUCCAGGGUCCACUACCAGGAGGUGGUCACGGAGACGCGGAAGGUCAAAAAGAGCAAGUCACGACGGCAUAAGGAUGAGGGUACGAUAUCUGUGUCAAAAAGCUCCGAGAAGUUGUAUAAGAAGAUGAAAGCAGCUGAUGAGAACCCGAUGUGCGUCAAAUGCUCAAGACCAGUGUACGCCAUGGAGAGGAUCAAGGCUGAAAAACGUGCAUGGCAUAAGGAGUGCUUCCGAUGCGUGCAGUGCAAUAAACAUCUCACGAUGGAGACAUAUCAGAGUGACCACACAACUCUGUAUUGUAAACCGCAUUUCAAGCAGCUGUUUGAACCCAAACCUGUGGACGGAGACGACGAGACCGAUGCGACGCCCAAAAAGCACCAAAUGAUCAUAUGUGAAAGUCAACCGGUAGAAUUGCCACCAGAUGUCGUUAGAGCAUCUGACAAACCAGACCUAGGUCUAGAAGAGUUGGCUUCACUGGACGUUAAGUCUAGGUUUCAAGUGUUCGAGCGCAAAGCCAAAUCCGAAGAAGAGACGGUACCUUUGGAGAAUCGCGGCCCGAGAGAAAAGAGUUCUGCUGUAUUGUCCAAGCUGGCCAAGUUUAAAGCGAAGGGCAUGGACAUCGGUAUCUCCGACGAAUAUCUGAACGGGGUACAACCAGAACCUAGUUCCAGUGAACACGAGGACGGCGAUGACGAAGAUUCGGUGCUAAAGAACUCCUACGCGCACAACACGGUUCGCGAACAGACAUCGCUGUGUGAUAUGAACGAGCUGGUAGGCAGGUUCGAGCGCGGGCCUCUCAACGCGACGCGACACAACCAGCGCAAGCAAGAGAUACAGAAUAUACGCAGCCGACUGUUCCUGGGCAAGCAAGCCAAAAUCAAGGAAAUGUACGAGCAGUCAGUGAUGCAAUGCGAACAAAGUAUAACGUCAGCAGAAAAAAUCGCUCGCGAAUUCGAUCUAGACGCGGAUAAAGCUAGGUCUAUCAAGCAGCGCUUCGAAAACGGAGAGAUCUUCAACGAUGAGAACCAGCCGCCAAAGAACAGAGAGCUUGAAGACACUUCACUUUUCAAUGAGGGUAUAGCUAAGAAGUCCAGGUCAAUAUUCCUGGAGCUGGACGCGAACGCUAAACAUAUGGCACCGCUGUCGCCGCCCGCCCAAGAACCGCCCAAGAGGAAGGAACUCCCCUUCGUACCAAAAGACGUAGUCCGAGCGGGGGACAAGUUAGAAGACGUGAAAAUCGAGACCGCAGACAUUUCGGACCGCUUCAAGUUCUUCGAGACCUACAAGCCCGAGAGCAAACGCAAGGAGUUCAGAAUGACGCCUCCCAGACACACCCAGCGCGCCAAGUCGCCGUCGCCGGAGCUGUACCACGAGCCCACCGUGGUGCGCAGCGACGAGCCGGCGGGCGACGCGGGGCUGGCCGCCAGCCGCCAGACCGCAUCGCGCAUGAUCUCCGUGUUCCGCCAGCUGGAAGACCAGCGGAACCGGCCCGAGGAGCAACAAGGUCCAAAACCCCUAAAGCGCUUCACCCCACCGCCCCCCGGGGAGGAGAGUCGCCACGCGGACUCGUCUUCGGAGUACAGCUCGGAGGGUGAGGAGGACAGUGAAGAGGAACACCGCCGUCGUUAUGAAGACGCCGUGAUGAGGGACGAGGCGCUCAAACAGGCUCAACAAUUAGCCCGCACGAAGAGUUUCCGCGACCGCUUCGAGCACUGGUCGGAGAGCGAGAGGGAGAAUGAGCCACGCCCCCCCUCCGCUAUCAUCGACAGGCAGUACGAAGAGGACGGAGAGUCGCAACUGGAGACUGCAAAGAGUUUACGUGACAAGUUCGAGAAUAUGAAAGUUCAGACGACAACCGUCAAUAAAACUGUUGCGACGAAGGUUAAUCGAUUUGUGUGACCACCGAGUCCACAGAACGAACCGCACGCAAAAUUUACCAAAGCAUUAUGUUAACAUCGUAAAUUAUUAGAAAAGUUCUUGCCGCUUAUGGAGAAAAAAAAAAAUUAAAGCAACAAAGAAUCUCAAUUUUUAUUUAAUCUGUUUUCUAAUCUCAGAUGUUUUGUAUAACUAUUUGAAUCCUCUAUAAUUAUAAUUGUAGUUAUUUAUAAAUGUUUAUGUUUAAUCAGUUACUCGUUAGCUUAAGGAAUCUAGUCUAAAGUUUUAGUUUUAAUACUAAGGCGAAUUCUCACUGAACUUACUUUAGUUUAUUGCAAGAAAAACAAAUAGUGACCGGUAAACUAAUAUCAACCCAAAACUCACUAAACUGCCCAACUAAGAUAUAUUAAUUAUAAUAUAUUUUACGCUAUUGGUUGCCUGGAAGGCCACCAAAUUGUACUCUCUU